Molecule: messenger RNA, 2172 nt
Organism: Arachis ipaensis
Lineage: Eukaryota; Viridiplantae; Streptophyta; Magnoliopsida; Fabales; Fabaceae
Product: protein NRT1/ PTR FAMILY 6.3
Biological process (GO): transmembrane transport; oligopeptide transport
Cellular component (GO): membrane
Molecular function (GO): transmembrane transporter activity
Source: RefSeq, a predicted model, not a curated record
AGCUAGGCAAAGAGCCUCUCUCAUCUAUGAUGAACAUUAUUAAAAUCUCAGUCGUAAUUCCUUCAUGGUCCCUCCUCACCUCGCUCUACUUAUAUAUAAACACAAGCCUCCGAGAACCUUAACUCCCUCGCCCUCACCCAACUUGGUGACCUUUUCCCGUCUCUUCUCGAUCUCCCCAAUCAAAAAUGGCAACUUUGCCUCAAACACAAGGGGAGACCAUUCCCGAUGCCUGGGACUACAAGGGUCGCCCAGCUGAGAGGUCCAAAACUGGUGGUUGGGCUGCUGCAGCCAUGAUCUUAGGAGGAGAAGCAUGUGAGAGGUUAACCACGCUUGGAAUCGCGGUGAAUCUGGUGACGUAUUUGACGGGUACGAUGCAUUUAAGAAAUGCUGCUUCUGCAAACAUAGUAACCAACUUCCUCGGAACCUCAUUCAUGCUCUGCUUGCUCGGUGGCUUCUUGGCUGAUACUUUUAUUGGAAGAUACCUCACCAUAGCCAUCUUCGCAACCGUUCAAGCAACUGGAGUAACAAUCUUGACAAUAUCAACCAUAAUUCCGGGACUACACCCUAGGAAAUGCAAAGACCCAUCCACACCUUGUGUACCUGCAUCAAAUACCCAACUCAUGGUACUAUACUUGGCGCUAUACACAAUCGCCCUCGGCACCGGAGGCCUCAAAUCUAGCGUCUCAGGCUUCGGCUCCGACCAGUUUGACGAGUCGAACAAAGGGGAGAAGGGACAAAUGACUAAGUUCUUCAACUGGUUCUUCUUCUUCAUAAGCAUAGGGUCCCUUUUGGCUGUUACGGUUCUUGUUUAUAUUCAAGAUAACUUUGGCAGGGACUGGGGUUAUGGUAUAUGUGCAUGUGCUAUAUUGUGUGGAUUGGUUGUGUUCUUGUCUGGAACUAGAAGGUACCGGUUCAAGAAACUGGUGGGGAGCCCGCUGACGCAGAUCGCGGUGGUGUUUGUGGCGGCAUGGAGGAAGAGGAGGUUGGAACUGCCGUCAGAUUCGUCGUUGCUGUUCAACGUUGAUGACAUCAUCUCUGAUGAAGCAAUCAGUAAGAAGAAGCAGAUGUUGCCUCAUACCAAGCAGUACCGAUUCUUGGACAAGGCUGCAAUUAGGGACUCAAACACCAUCGGCGGCGAAACCACGGCGGAGAGAAAAUGGUAUCUAUCAACCUUAACCGACAUUGAAGAAGUAAAAAUGGUUUUAAGGAUGUUGCCAAUAUGGGCCACCACCAUCAUGUUUUGGACAGUCUACGCUCAAAUGAGCACAUUCUCAGUGUCACAAGCCACCACCAUGGACCGCCACAUCGGAAAAUCGUUCCAAAUCCCGGCGGCAUCACUCACCGUCUUCUUCGUCGGAAGCAUACUCCUUACCGUCCCCAUCUACGACCGCGUGGUUGUCCCAAUCAUGAGAAAAUCACUCAAGAACCCGCAAGGCCUGACGCCUUUGCAACGUAUCGGCGUAGGGUUAGUACUCUCAAUCUUCGCCAUGGUUGCAGCCGCACUCACUGAGAUAAAGCGAUUAAGGGUCGCUGAGUCACAUGGAUUGGAUCAUGAUGAUGCUUCUAAUAAGGUGGUACCGUUGAGCGUGUUCUGGCUAAUCCCUCAGUUCUUCUUUGUGGGGUCAGGAGAGGCAUUCACCUACAUAGGUCAACUAGAUUUCUUCCUAAGGGAAUGUCCCAAAGGGAUGAAAGCAAUGAGCACCGGUUUGUUCUUGAGUACCUUGUCCUUAGGGUUCUUCUUCAGCUCCUUGUUGGUGACCAUAGUGGACAAGGUCACUGGAACCCGAAAGCCAUGGCUCGCCGACAACCUUAACAAAGGGAAACUCUACAAUUUCUAUUGGCUAUUGGCUACUCUAAGUGCUUUGAACGUCGUGAUUUUCUUACUAUGUUCCAAGUGGUAUGUUUACAAGGAUAAAAGGCUUGCCGAGGAGGGCAUUGAACUUGAGGAAUCAGACACUGCUUACCAUGCAUAGCUUUUGCUUUAUUUAUAUUAAAACUCAAAGCCUAAAAUUACCAUUGUGGUUGUGUUAACCAUUGAUGGAUAAAGAAGAAAUUAAAGAAAAAAAAUAUGUAUAUGUAACGGCCACAAUUAUCCCUGUAAUGUUGAUAGGAUUGAUACCACGUACAAUAGCAGUGUUAUAACCGCAGUUACAGUUGCGUAAUCUCGUACCA